Messenger RNA from Cadophora gregata, 351 nucleotides. RefSeq lists its product as uncharacterized. The record is from RefSeq and is a predicted model, not a curated record. The transcript has a single exon. The coding region runs from base 1 to 351 and encodes 116 amino acids. NCBI's taxonomy places the organism in Eukaryota, Fungi, Ascomycota, Leotiomycetes, Helotiales, Ploettnerulaceae.
AUGUACUAUAUCCGUGUCUUGAACCUUCCUGUUGAAGAAAGUCCUGUCGAGAUGAUGCACCUUGGUGGAGACUCUGAAGAUGCUUUGACCUUUCAAGUAAGCCAUUUCAGAUAUGCCGAAUCAGCGCUACCUGAGCCCCUGCACAAUCGAGACCCGGCAGCUUCAGGUCUAUUUACCCCUCUGCAUGAAGCUGAGGGGCAUUAUUACAGCGAGUUCUCGCAAGCGCUUCCCAAAGUUCAAACCCCUCCAUGGAUCUUAUACCACCCCACGCCAUGUAGAGACUGGAUUAUCAAAUUCCACGAACCUGUUCUUCUCCAGUGGGUCUGUGCCAUUGGCUUAUGGCAGGAGUGA